Rubroshorea leprosula is the source of this 1833-nucleotide messenger RNA. The record is from the annotation of a GenBank genome assembly. Lineage: Eukaryota; Viridiplantae; Streptophyta; Magnoliopsida; Malvales; Dipterocarpaceae.
CUUCCCUCUGUCGAACCCUAACCAUACCCGCCAUCCGCCGCUUCUCUACCGCUGCUGUUGCUGCGGCGCCUAGUGUGGAGACACAGUAUGAGGACGAAAAUGGAAUCUCCAUGAAGGGGAUAAAAGUUGCCGGGCGUCCGCUGUACCUAGAUAUGCAAGCAACCUCCCCGGUGGACCCUAGGGUCCUGGACGCUAUGCUUCCGUUCUAUGUCUCCCGCUAUGGGAACCCGCAUUCACGGACUCACCUCUAUGGUUGGGAGUCCGAAAUGGCCGUGGAAGCCGCACGUUCACAAGUCGCUGCACUUAUUGGGGCCUCGCUGAAGGAGAUCAUCUUCACCUCCGGCGCCACCGAGUCCAACAACAUCUCUGUCAAGGGCGUUAUGCACUUCUACAAAGAGAAAAGGCGCCACGUCAUUACCACCCAGACCGAGCACAAGUGCGUCCUUGAUUCUUGCCGUCAUCUCCAACAGGAGGGGUUUGAGGUUACUUACUUGCCGGUGGGUUCUGAUGGGAUUAUCGAUCUCGAAAGGUUGAGGAGAGAGAUUCGUCCUGAUACGGGGCUUGUUUCUGUUAUGACGGUCAAUAACGAGAUUGGGGUUAUUCAACCUAUGGAGGAAAUUGGCAGAAUUUGUAAAGAAUUUAGCGUUCCGUUCCACACUGAUGCUGCCCAGGCGUUAGGAAAGAUUCCGAUUGAUGUGGAAAAGUGGAAUGUAAGUUUGAUGUCUUUGAGCGGGCAUAAGGUUUAUGGUCCGAAAGGAGUUGGGGCUUUGUAUAUGAGGAGGCGGCCGCGAAUUAGGGUUGAACCGCAAAUGAACGGUGGGGGACAGGAGAGAGGGAUUAGGAGCGGAACAGUUCCGACGCCCCUUGUUGUGGGGAUGGGAGCUGCUUGUGAGGUUGCUAUGAAGGAGAUGGAGUAUGAUGAUAAGAGGAUUACAGCUCUGCAAGAGAGGUUGCUGAAUGGGAUUAGAGAGAAGCUUGAAGGAGUAGUGGUGAACGGCAGUGUGGAGAGGCGGUAUGCUGGGAACUUGAACUUGUCUUUUGCUUAUGUGGAGGGUGAGAGUCUGCUGAUGGGGUUGAAGGAGGUGGCGGUGUCAAGUGGAAGUGCAUGCACCAGUGCGAGUUUGGAGCCCUCAUAUGUGUUGAGGGCAUUGGGAGUCGAUGAGGACAUGGCGCAUACUUCAAUUAGGUACGGGAUUGGUAGGUUUACCACAGAGGAAGAGAUUGAUAGGGCUGUUGAGCUCACUGUUAAGCAGGUUGAGAAAUUGAGGGAAAUGAGCCCGCUUUAUGAGAUGGUGAAAGAAGGGAUUGACAUUAAACAGAUUCAUUGGGCACAACACUGAUUGAAAUUGAGCUUUGAGGCUUUCUGUGGUCACCAACGUGAGCAAAUGAGGCUGUUUGAGAUGUGCAUUCUAUAAAACAAAGAUUACCUUGUGGGCUGGAGCCGCAUAUUCAGAAAUGGAAAUGUGGCCUUUGAGGCUUCAUCCAGGUUUUCUUUUGUUAUCCUGUAUAUGCCUUUGUGUACCGUCCCAGUAAUUUAUGGUUACGGGGAGUAUUAGGUUAGUUUUAUAUUGUAAAAUGUAUGCAUUUGUCUAAACUUAUAGCAUACUUGUUUCGAUAAUGGGGGUAAUGCAGGAUACUUCUGGUGUAACGGCAAAAUUAAUUUGUUUGUUUUUUUGCACCAAGCUUAACAGUGUGGCUUUCUGCUGUACAAAUAUUUGCUAAUUGAUUUGUUAUUUUUAUGUAUUGAACAAUUUUGGUUGGUUUUAGAUAGCACAUGCUUCAAACUUUUGCUACCUUGCCUAUUUUCAUCAUGAAUAAAAUGGAGUCCUUUGG